UGCUCUGCUAAGUGCGGUAUGGUGUAACAGUUUUAGAAAAUUUCCAACGGGCUUCAUGUUCGGAUCAAGUACAGCGUCGUAUCAGGUUGAAGGGGGAUGGAACGCCAGCGAUAAAGGCGAAAGCAUAUGGGAUAGGCUAGUUCACACCAACCCAAACAUAAUCAAAGAUGCAAGAAACGGAGACAUCGCUGCCAACUCCUUCAACAAAUGGAGACAAGACGUGGACAUAGCGGCUGACUUGGGGCUGAACUUCUAUCGGUUCUCAAUCUCAUGGCCGCGUCUUCUUCCGAAGGGCUUCACACAUAAAAUAAGUGAGCACGGGAAGAAGUAUUAUAACAAUCUCAUUGACGCACUAUUGGAGAAGGGAAUUGAACCUGUAGUCACCCUUUACCACUGGGAUAUGCCACAGAUACUCCAGGACCUGGGUGGCUGGACAAACCCAUUAAUGUCAGACUGGUUCGCGGAGUACGCUCGCUACGCAUUCUCCACAUUCGGAGACCGUGUCAAGACCUGGAUAACGAUCAACGAGGCGCUCGUGGUGUGCGACUUCGCUUACAACUCCGGUAUCAUAGCACCCGGAAUCAAAGAACCGACUGUAGCUCCAUUCCUCUGCAAUAAGCAUAUACUGAUCGCCCAUGCCAAAGCCUAUAGAAUUUAUGACAAAUACUUCAGACCUAAGCAGCGAGGUAGAGUGUCCCUUUCCAACAACCUGUUGUGGAUAGAACCGCUCACACCUUCUGAUAAAGCACUCGCCGAGCUUGCGAGAGAACAUUCUACUGGUCGUUACUCCCAUCCAAUAUUCUCCAAGAAAGGUGGUUGGCCACCGUCGAUUGAAAAAGUUAUGGCAGAAUACAGCAGUAAACAAGGAUUCAACGUGUCCACGCUACCCAGUUUCACUAAGGAAGAAAUUAAAAUGAUGAGAGGUGCCUAUGACUUCUAUGCUCUUAACCACUAUACAACUCGCUUUAUCAGACCCGCGAAUCCAGGGGAAGAUCCCGGAGUGUGGUUCGUAACUGGCUCACCUGAAAUCAAUGGCGUGUUAGUGGCUGACCCUGCUUGGCCUUAUGGAGAGUCGAGGUUACUGCCGUUAUACCCCGAAGGUAUCCGUCGGCAGAUCGCUUGGCUAAUGAAGCGGUACGGUAACGUGGGCUUCCUCAUCACGGAGAACGGAUAUUCGACUUCUGGCAGUCGGCUAAACGAUGAGGAUAGAGUGAAAUUCAUCAAAGACUACUUGGAGCAGGUGCUUCUUUCUAUUUGGGUAGAUGGCGCUAAAAUCAUGGGAUACUCUUAUUGGUCAAUGAUAGACGAUUUCGAAUGGAUGGAUGGUUAUAGUGUAAAAUUCGGUCUUUACGAAGUGGACUUCGAGGAUUCGGAACGCGUACGCACUCCGCGCGCCUCGGCUCAGUACUACGCAAAUAUCAUACGUACAAACUCCAUCGACUUCGAUGCUCACCAAGAACCGAACCCACUACGUCGUUUACGACGCAAGGGACCGGAAAAUGGCUCAUCCAUCUGCAUCGGAAAUCUUGUUGCAGUUAGUUUGUGUUUUGUGAUGGCGUUCUUGUUUGUUACAUAG
Parnassius apollo (apollo) is the source of this 1576-nucleotide messenger RNA. The record is from the annotation of a GenBank genome assembly. Lineage: Eukaryota; Metazoa; Arthropoda; Insecta; Lepidoptera; Papilionidae.